Mustela lutreola (European mink) is the source of this 1253-nucleotide messenger RNA. RefSeq names its product TPD52 like 3 (gene TPD52L3). Gene Ontology annotation, cellular component: cytoplasm. The transcript has a single exon. NCBI's taxonomy places the organism in Eukaryota, Metazoa, Chordata, Mammalia, Carnivora, Mustelidae. The record is from RefSeq and is a predicted model, not a curated record. The coding region runs from base 206 to 898 and encodes 230 amino acids.
CCCAAGGUUCCUUCUGCCGCUGCCUUUGGUUCGGAAAUCCCGCCUCCUCACCACCAAGCCAGCAGGGACAGGCCCUGCCCCCGCCCACCUACUCCCUAUCCUCACCCAGAAGUGGACCCGUCGAGCGGAGGCAUCCAUUUCUCAUGUCAGAACAAUGUCAGAACAACCAACUACCCACCAAGGAGGCUGUUCCACCCCCUAAGAUAUGGAUCCAUCAUUCCCAGAGCCCCACACCACCAGCCAAGAGUUGGACCCCACAGGUUUAUAUUUCAACCCUGUUGGCCAAGAUUAUUUCUCUGCUGGUUACGUGUACGACUCUCUGUACCAAGAACUGGACCUGGAUUCUCUUCAUGAAGAUCUUUCCCAUUCCAUGCCAGGCACUAUGACAGUGACCUCAGCAAACACACAUGAAUCCCACCUGACUGCUGAACCAGAGGAUCUCAGAGAGGCUGAACGAAAGGAGCUCAAAUCCGAGCUCACUAAAGUGGAAGAGGAAAUUAUAACGCUAUGCCACGCUCUGGCAGCCAAAGAAAGAUGUUGUAUGGAGCUUAAGAGGAAGCUGGGUCUCAUAGCCUUGGUGGGGCUAAGGCAGAAUCUGUCCAAAGGCUGGCACGAUGUUCAAGUCUCCAGUGUUUACAUGAAACAAAAGACAUCAGCUGCCCUGUCUACCAUGGGUUCUGCCAUUUACGGGAAGCUUGGAGACAUGAAGAAGUCAUCUACGUUCAGAUCAUUUGAAGGUCUGAUGGGGGCAAUCAAAUCCAGAGUUGCAGGUGACAGAAAGUUUAGCAGUAACUGCCUUCCUUCUUCAACUGGGGGUGGAAAUGAUUUGCUCCUAGCUUCAGGGAGUAGGGACGAUCCACUUCCACUUUCCAGGAGUGGGAAUGAUCCAGUUCAGUGAAGUAGAGUCAAUCCGGUUCUGAAGAGUAGAGAUGAUCUGGUUGCAAGCAGUGGGUAUGACCUGCUGCCCUUUUCUGGAGCCGGAAUGAACUCCUUGGUUACCUUGCCUGGCCACCUAACUACUGCAAGAACUCCUUUUCCUCAUCACAAUUGCGACUCUGCCUAUCAAAAACAACUAAACCACAAUGUUAAAGUUAAUUCAGGAAAUGGACAGAGGCCAGUUUUGAGAACAAUUAUUCCCAUUUGUAUAUAUGUAUUUGCUGUUGUUGAGAUAGAGACCCCCAACAUUCUGUACCCAGUUAUUUUACACUAAAGUUAGUAGAUGAAAUGUAUUGCUGUACUAGCCUUCUGGAGUU